Magallana angulata is the source of this 1548-nucleotide messenger RNA. RefSeq names its product zinc finger protein 596-like. Gene Ontology annotation, biological process: regulation of transcription by RNA polymerase II. Lineage: Eukaryota; Metazoa; Mollusca; Bivalvia; Ostreida; Ostreidae. The transcript is spliced from 2 exons. The coding region runs from base 112 to 993 and encodes 293 amino acids. The record is from RefSeq and is a predicted model, not a curated record. Gene Ontology annotation, molecular function: DNA-binding transcription factor activity, RNA polymerase II-specific; RNA polymerase II transcription regulatory region sequence-specific DNA binding. Gene Ontology annotation, cellular component: nucleus.
CCCGUAACGCUAAAAUUGACGGCGGACAGAGAUUAUUGGUAAGUGGUCGAGAUUAGAUAAUAAGAGGAUCAAAGUCGGGGUAUCUGGAUUCUGCAUGCUAGGACCGUUACCAUGGAGAAUAGUGUUCCGGGUUUUCGGAAUAUUACCCCUCUAAGGCCAAUACCCACCUACACCCUCACAUCCUACAGACAAACAGACAAUGACAGCAAAAGCAGCACCAAAGACGGCAAACUGUUCCAGCCGUGGAAAUCAGAAGUCGGGCAUUCCCAGCCGAUAAAACCGGAACCAAGGGCCGUGUUUCCCCACUACAUAAACCCCCACCCCGCGGACAUCCUCAACUACUACAAGGAGCACUGGAAGUUUCUCCAAGCCUCGCUUUCGUUUGCGGCAACAAAACCAGCAGCGCCAUCUUUGGUGGACCCGGAAUCAUUCCAUUCCAGUCGACAACUUCCGCCCGAGCGCGUACAAAGUUUUCCGUCGUCUGCCUCCAACCUGGUCGACCUUCAAAACACAGUCAUAGCUGGGCGGAAGCUGUUCCCCUGUCCACAGUGCCGUUACACCACGGACCGGCGGAACAACCUCAAGAGACACCUACUAACCAUGCACCAGCAGUCCUCCAAACUUUUGGAAUGCUGCGGGAUUGUGUUUGGUACCAAGGCUUCUUUACGUGAACACUCCAUGAUUUUUCAUUCCCAUGGUUACGUGUGCUUAUAUUGUGGUAGGCGAUUUUGUAGAAAAGCUCUAUUGAAGCGACAUCUGUCGGUUCACAACGGGAAAAAGGACUUCCGGUGUCAUCUGUGCGAUUACGCAACUAGUCACAAAAGUAAUCUGGAGCGACACAGGAAGGUGCACGUGCGACAGACUAACUCGGACAGUUCAAGCGAAACCCGAUCCUCAGCAGACGACAGUUCGUUUACUCCGGAACAGUCAUAUGUCGCCGACUCCUCGUCAGCAGAAACAUCAGAUGAAGAAAUUGAUGUCAGUUCGGACUAAUUUACAGAAAUAAAAUCAAUUUUUUUAAAUUUUCGAAUCAUUGAUAUCAUAGAUAUAUUUUAUUCAAAUAAUUUAUAUAAAAAUAAGCAAAUAUUUAAUAUUUUUUGUUUUGAAAUGUUAUUUUUUUUUAUUUCAUGUUUACCACACCACUAUGACGUGGUCAAAUGUUUGUAGAUAUUUUUAGUGUCAUAUUUGAAACAUAAUAUAUAUGUAUAUGAAUUCAGUACAGAGUUAAUACAUUCCUUUUUAGAAUCCAAUAAAACUUUUCCUGAUCCAUUACAAUCUAUGAUUCCAUCACCUGUCUUUGCCUGGGCUAUAGGCACGUGAGAUUUGGGCAGGGAGAAUGUAUGCUGUGUGUGUGGGAGUGUGUUGGAUGACAGAGAAUCAUGUCUGUGGUUAGUUGUUAAAUACAUUUUUCCUCAUCUUUCUCGUAAUGUCUUGCACUCACGCCAUUUUAGCCACAAUCCAGCUCUGAGGGCGUUGACCAAAACUAUUUUAUUUUUGAGGAGAGAUACGCAAUAAAAUUUGAAGAAAAAAGUUGAUCUCUUUCUUCUU